CGUCAGCACAUUCGUCCUCGGCGUUUCCCAUGUUUACAACGAGUCUCUAUCAUGAAGCUACCUAGCGAGGAGGGAGGAAGGGCCUAGAAAAUGGGUUUUAAAUGAGUUCGCUCUCCCCUCUCCUCUGCUCACCAAUUUCGAAAACCAGAUCUCCGGAAUUCCAUUUACAGAGAAUUCCAAUCAUGGGAACCGACGGUGAAAUCCGAAGAAAACCUAGAUUUCUUUGCCUCCAUGGCUUCCGAACCAGUGGAGCAAUCCUCAAGAAGCAAGUCGGAAAAUGGCCGGAUUCUGUCCUCGAACAACUCGAUCUGGAUUUUCUCGAUGCUCCAUUUCCUGCCGAAGGCAAAUCCGACAUCGAAGGAAUUUUUGAUCCUCCCUAUUUUGAGUGGUUUCAAUUCAGUCCAGAAUUUACCGAGUAUAGGAAUUUCGACGAGUGUCUCUCGUUCAUUGAGGAUUACAUGCUUAAGCACGGACCAUUCGAUGGAUUCCUCGGUUUCUCACAGGGGGCGAUACUAUCGGCCGCUCUGCCGGGACUUCAAGCGAAGGGUAUGGCACUGACGAAAGUCCCCAAGAUCAAAUUCGUGAUCAUCGUCAGCGGUGCGAAAUUCAGAUCGCAAUCUGUGGCUGAGAAAGCUUACUCGUCAGCCAUUGGAUGCCCAUCCCUCCAUUUUCUAGGUAAGGAAGAUUUCUUGAUGCCCCACGGACAGAAGCUUCUGGAAUCAUAUAUAGAGCCUGUAGUAAUUAAUCAUCCUAAAGGCCACACAAUACCAAGACUAGAUGAUAGAGGUUUGGAGGUUAUGGAGAGUUUCAUUGAGAAGAUUUCAAAGAUGUUGGAUGAGGCAGAAGAAUAAUAGUCUUAAAAGUCGCAUUGGACUAUCAAUUAUGCAGCCUUAGCCUUAAACAAUGAUGGAGCUAAUUGUAUAGUUCAUUCGAUGUAUUUUAUUUUAAAUAUUUCAUAACUAUUCUCUCCCUAGGGUUGAGUGUUGGAUCGGUAUGGCAACCCUAGAGGGGGGGUGAAUAGGGUUUUAAC
This is a messenger RNA of Cucurbita maxima (winter squash), 1030 nucleotides long. Its product is annotated as dihydrofolate reductase-like. The transcript has 6 exons. The coding region runs from base 102 to 851 and encodes 249 amino acids. NCBI's taxonomy places the organism in Eukaryota, Viridiplantae, Streptophyta, Magnoliopsida, Cucurbitales, Cucurbitaceae. The record is from RefSeq and is a predicted model, not a curated record.